GGGCGUUCGGGUUGGGGGGUUCGGCCCCGGGCUCCCCGCACCCGCUCCCGUCCGGGUCUCGCGGCUUGAGCCGCUCUCAGCCCCGCGUCUGGCCCGCAGCUGCUCGGGCCUGGCUGCCGGGCCUGACAGCGACGGUGAGGCGGUCCUGACCCCUCGGUGCGGGGUGCAGGCACGCCCCGGGUCAGUGGGACUGUGGGGAGAGCGGGCAGGCCUCAGCUCUCAGGUCCGCUUCCCGGGGCCGCGCACCCCGGCGGCGACUGCAAACUUUAGCGCCUCCGAAGUUGCUGAGGUGCGUGAGGCCGCGAGGCGAGCGGGGGACUGGAAGCCGCCGGCUCGGAGCGGGGCCCCUCCGCGGCUUCUAGCGCCCAAGUUUGCCGGCGCAGGUCCCUUUAAGGGCCCGGCCCUCCGCGGGGCGCACGUGAGCGGCCUCAGGAAGCCUGCGCCGAGCCACAACUCCGACGCUUGCGGGCCAAGGAAGCAUCUGCCCCUGCCCGGACCUCUGACGUUAGUGGAAACUGAGGCCCAAGAGAGUGCACACGCGGCCCAAGCGUUGGAGUACCGGAGCCCUGCUGUACUGGAUGCUAUGAGUUGCUAAAAGUGAGCCUGGCUUUUUAGCUGCCUUGGGGUGCUGAGAGGGAGUCCCAGAACCAUGCCGGAUCUGCUACUACUGGGCCUGAUUGGGGCCCUGACUCUGCUGUUGCUGCUGACGCUGCUGGCCUUUGCUGGUUAUUCAGGACUGCUGACUGGGGUGACAGUGAGUGCUGGAUCACCCCCAAUCUGCAACAUAACUGUGGCCUACAAGUUCCAUGUGGGCUCCUAUGGUGACACUGGACAGCUUUUCACGGAGAGCUGCAGCAUCUCUCCCAAGCUCCGUUCCAUCGCUGUCUACUAUGACAACCCCCAUACGGUACCUCCUGAGAAGUGCCGUUGUGCGGUAGGCAGCAUCCUAAGUGAGGGAGAGGAGUCUCCUUCACCUGAGCUCAUCCACCUCUAUCAGAAAUUUGGCUUCAAGGUAUUCUCCUUCCCAGCACCCAGCCACGUGGUGACAGCUAGCUUCCCUUACACCACGCCCAUGUCCAUCUGGCUGGCUGCCCGCCGAGUCCAUCCUGCUUUGGAUACCUACAUCAAGGACCGGAAGCUGUGUGCUCAUCCUCGGCUGGAGAUCUACCAGCAAGACCAGAUCUAUUUCGUGUGCCCACUGGCACGGCAAGGAGAUUUCUACGUGCCAGAGGUGAAGGAGACAGAGCGGAAAAGUCGGGAGCUUGUGGAGGCCAAUGACACCCAGAUGGAUGGCACAGGAGCUGACACAAGUGAUACAAGUUCUGUAAGCCUGGAGGUUCGCCCUGGCAGCCGGGAGACGUCAGCCACCACAUUGCCUCCCGGGGCAAGCACCCGCGGCUGGGAUGACGGCGAUACCCGCAGCGAGCACAGCUACAGUGAAUCGGGUGCCAGUGGCUCGUCCUUUGAGGAGCUGGAUCUGGAGGGCGAGGGACCGUUGGGAGAGCCCCGACUGAGUCCUGAAGCCAAGCCUCUGGGGGCUGCUCGGGAGCUCAGCACCCCUGAGAGGGGUGAGGAGUAGCCACGAGCCCUCAGCCCUCCUGUGGUGCAUUUGCUAAGGAACUGAGCAAACUCUCCAGCCCUUUUUUCCCUUAACCUGCCUAGCUUGGGCUGGGAGUACCAGCAGCCUGAAUUCUCCCACCCCAAGCCUAAACCUCCUCACUGUCCUUUUGGCUCCCAGGACCGAAGGAGCCAGAGACUGUUAUCUGCACCAGCCUCCUGGGCUGCUGACUUUUUGCAGACUCAUAUUGGAGCUUCCAGAACCCAGAAUAACAGAAUAAAGUGAAUUACUUUCUUGUUUCA
Molecule: messenger RNA, 1860 nt
Organism: Meriones unguiculatus (Mongolian gerbil)
Lineage: Eukaryota; Metazoa; Chordata; Mammalia; Rodentia; Muridae
Gene: Tex264
Product: testis expressed 264, ER-phagy receptor
Exons: 6
Coding region: 650-1579 (309 amino acids)
Biological process (GO): reticulophagy; protein-DNA covalent cross-linking repair
Cellular component (GO): nucleus; endoplasmic reticulum membrane; autophagosome membrane
Source: RefSeq, a predicted model, not a curated record